Molecule: messenger RNA, 7691 nt
Organism: Cinara cedri
Lineage: Eukaryota; Metazoa; Arthropoda; Insecta; Hemiptera; Aphididae
Source: the annotation of a GenBank genome assembly
AUGGCAAUCAAUUUCUCAGCAUCAUUUGCAGCAUGUCUGGCAGCAGGCCUCAAAGUUCCUCGAAAUUUUAUGUAUUGCAUUGCCCAAGGUAAAUUUAAAGUUAACUAAUUUUAUGAUAAAAUAUAACAGUUAUGUAGUUAUAAUUUCAACAACUCGCAUAUUUUUUAAUUUAAAAAAAUGAAUUAGAUAACAAAUAUUACAUCCACAUUACAUAUUUAUAAUAUUAAACCGUAAGUAGGUACCUAAAUCAUACAAAUUACUAAUUAUGUAGUUUUUUUUUAAACACUAUUUAAAAGUGUUUUGUUAUUUAAAUUAAUAUGUAUGAUGCUUAAGUAAUCCACUUAUGUAUCUAUUUUUUUUUAUACAUUUUAAAUAAUUGAACUUAUUAGAAAGACUUAGUGGCUAGACACUUUACUGAUUAGUGUCACAUAGAUUUUGAGUCUUGGAAAAUUGUAAAAUUAUCAUCUUACAGGUGUACAUUAUUUAUAGUUUUGUAUUAAAAAGAUUUAACAAUUUCACAUAUAAUUAUACAUAAUGCCAGAGGGUAAAUCACUAAACGAAAAUCAGUGUACAAACUAUUGAUUAAUGAUUUCUCACUGUAUGCUAUCAAUAUAAUAAUUUAUACACCGUAUAUAACAUACAUAUCUCAUAUUGAUUAUAUUAUGUGAUGUUUUAUUGAUUUUGAUAGUUUGGGUUUAUUUGCUCAAUAAAUGGAACUAAAGAUUUUAUAUCACUUAUGUAAAUUAAGUUAGUAAACUAACUAGACCAAAAUUAAAUGAAUUCUUUUUCGAUUAAUAAUCCUUCCAAUAAAUAUUUUAUUUGAUACCUACUGUUUGUUUAUACCUAUGCAUGUUAUUUUAAUUUUCAUUGAGAUUUGAAAUCAAAAUUUUAGUUAAAAAUAGUUAAUAAAAACUUCCAUAAUUAAUACAAAUUUAUGUAAUAUUACAGUGUAAUUUUGAUAAUAUUUCUAAAAAUUACAGUAGAUUUCACUGCAAAAUAUAUAUAUAUAUAUAUUAUGAUACACCUACUCAAAAAAGAUAUUAUUAGCUAGAUUUCAGUUUUCAGUAAUUUUCGAAUAAAUUUACUCACACAAUUAUUAAUAAUGCAUAAUAUAUAUUAUGCUUAUUUAUUGUAUUUAAUCUUUGCACAAAAGACAGUCAGUAUAGUUCAAUUAAGAAUCUUGAAAUUAAUUCUUGGCCCUGAGGCGCCCCCAGACAGCCUGCCUAGACAUAAUAAGUCUAGAAGCCCAGACCACAUUCCCAGCUAUGGCCAGGCCAACACUGGUAUACUUAUUUAAGUAACUAAAUAUUUAACAAAACUAAUAACUUUGUGGCUUUUGGUUCAGAAUAUUAGUUUAAUAAAUUUAUUUGUGCACCAAUCAGAAUUACAUUAAGUAUUUUUAAUUUCUUACCUAUUUUUUGGGGUGUUUUUUUUUUUCAAGUUUUAACCCUAAAUAGUUGCAUAAUCCAGUCAAUAGUCUUCAAAUCCAAAUAAUAACUAAUAUUAAUUUACAAAUGAUCAUAUAAUUAUUACCAGUUUGUAUAAACCACAAAUAAACAAAAUAAAACAAAACAUAAAAUUGUAUAAUAUUUAUGUAUAUUAUAUAAAUAUAUUUCCAAAGAUCAAGACUCAAAAUUUUAGGUAAAUUAAGAGUAGAAAAUUAGAAAGCUUACCUUCAAUUUAAUCAGUAUAAAAAAUUUAGAUUUUUGAUUACCUAUUAUACUAUAUUUUUAAAAUUGUAUUCAACUUAACGGUAUACAAAUAAAUAAACAUAUUAUUUUUUAUGAUUUGAUUUUAUUUAAAUGUUACAAUAUUUGUAUGAAAUAUAUUAAUAUGCACAAGUUUUGUAUAUCUGAACAAGGUACAAAAUAUAAAUACUGGGUAUUUACUUUCUUCUAUUUUUACUGAAAUUGCUAGUGAUUUAGUUCUUUACUUUAAAUUUUUUUUUUUUUUUAACAUAAUGUUUAUUGAAGUAAUUGUAAUUGUAUUUGUACAAUUUUUAAACUAUUAAAUUACAGAUUUGAUAUUCAAUUGUAGUUUUAUAUAUAUGUGUCCUAUAAUAUACCCAUUAUAAUAUCUCCAGAAAUAAUAAAGAUAAUCAAAUUCUAUUUUCAAAUUUUUAUAAAUAAUAAAAUUUAAAAAAAAAACAGAAUUUGAUUACCUUUAUUAUUUCAGGAUAUAUUGCAAUGGGUAUAUCUUCAUGGGACACAUGUAUAUAUAUUUAUACUUUACAUACAAUUAACAAUUUUAGUUUUAUUUAAAAGCUAAAACAUGUCCGUAUUAAGUUUUCUUUUUUAUUUGAUUAGUUUUAAUUAAAAUGUAUUUAUUGUUGAUUAAAAACGUAGAUGGGUAACUAAAAUAAAAUUGUAUUUUUAUGGGCACAAUUUUAAUUGAGUAAAGAAAAUACUUGUAUGUUUAAUUGGAUCCAAGUAUUUUGAGUGCAUAUUAAUGACCUACUGGUAACUACAGUUUUACUGAAAUCAGAAAUUGGACAAUAUUAUAUGUAUUGUGUAUUAGGAAUAAUAGAAUAUAAAUAUUAAACAAAAUUUGGUGGUGAUACUAUACUAUGGGUGAUCAAUCUAUCUUAAGAUACUCGUUAUCCCGGAAAGUAUUAACUUUUUCCGGAAUUUGUUUUCUAGAAUAUUUAAGAAAUAAACUGUUUUACAAUUUAUAUUUAUGUUAUUUUUGGGAGUAAAACCACUACCUACUUUUGAUUUUCAAAUGGCAAACUAUAUUAAACAUUUCAUAAAUAGAUUAUUAAAGUAUUAUUUAAAAUAUAUUUUAAUGUUUAGUAUCAUUUGUGUGGCGGUAUGGCGUGUUAAUAAUGCACCAACCACUCUCCCCCAACACAAUCUUAAAAAUGGAAUAUCUCGUCAACGGAUUGACGGAAAUCAAAAAUUUCAACACAAAAAUUUAUUUUAACUAAUAUUUCUUUUAUUUAUGGAAUUUUUAAUGUAGGUUACCAUUUGAAAAUCAAAAGUAGGUAGUGGUUUUACACCCAAAAAAUAACACAAAUAUAAAUUGUAGAACAGUUAGUUUCUUAAAUAUUAUAAAAAAACAAAUUCCGGAAAAAGUUAAUACUUUCCGAGAUAACGAGUAUCUUACGAUAAAUUGAUCACUCUGUAUAUUACUAUGAUACUAUGAUAGGUACCUUAGACAUGUUUACAGUAUACUACCCCUCCACUCAACAGACCGACCGCCUACUUCUCAUUACAAUGGCCGGAGGUGUUGUCAUCGGCAAGUGCUGCCAUCUAAGAUAUUAUUGUUCUUUCCAUAUGUUUAAACGGCAACUCGGCAACAUUGCAUCCAUUAAUACGUAGAACAAAAAAAAAAAGGAAAAAUCCAAUUUAUUGUGAUAAAAAAAUGUGCUUUUUAUCAGUUAUUUAGUAUAUUUUUUUUUCGCUGGCACAUUUUUGUUUUGUUUUUUUUUUUUUUUUUUUUUUUGUUUUAUUUAUUUAUUAUUAUUUAUACUAAUCUAAUUAACUUGUAGGCUGGACGAUUACCUACUAUAUCACUUUCUAAAUUUAAUGUAUAAGACCAAUGAUCAUCAAUACACAGGAAACACCCAAACCUGAUGAAGGUACAUUUGAGUGGGACGGUUUAGCGUAACUAAUUGAAUAAACUGUUAAUAUUAGUAAGUACGCGCGCACAAUUUUGAUUAUUGGUAUUGUUUUUACAGAGAAUGGUGCCCCAUAUGUCAUAUACAACAAAGAUGGCCACCACCAACAAGGACCAAAUGGCAGUAAUGGCCAAUGGGGACCGGGGCCUUCACAAAACGGUUACCCAGCUCUUGUACCGACUCAACAACAUGAACCAGCAGAACAAUCUACUGAACAGACGUCUCAAUCGACGAUUACUUCGCCUUUACCAUCACCUUAUCCAAACACCAACCAUUCAAUUCAAGGUAUUUGUAUUUUAAUUUUUCCAUAAUAUAGAUCUGACUGUCUCUAAAUGUGUCUCGAAUAGGUUCUGGAAAUGGUGGUGAAGACGAAACACCACCAGAAGAUAAUGCCGUUGAAUCGGAUCGUACCCAACCAGGACAGUAUGGUCCGGGAGACCCAUCCAAUUAUUAUUCUGGUGUAAGAGGAGGCCCUCCACAUAUGCUGAGUCCGUCGAGUUUCAUGUCCUAUUUGAAACAACCUGGUGUUAUGUUAACUCCUUUAAAUCCAGCUGAAGCAUCUGGCGAUUUUCCUAAUAUGCCAGAUCUUAUACAUCAACAACAAGAAGCAUCUGGGAAAAAAGGUUCUGACCUACGGUUAUUCAAAUGUCUUUCGUGUGGUAAAGACUUUAAACAAAAGGCUACACUCAUGCAACACGAGCGCAUACAUACCGACUCCAGACCAUUUGUGUGCAGUGAUUGCGGUAAACGAUUUCGUCAACAGUCGCACCUUACGCAACAUGUGCGUAUACAUGCCAAUGAAAAACCAUUUGUUUGUGUCUACUGUGAACGAACUUUCAGACAGCGGGCUAUUCUCAACCAACAUCUACGAAUUCAUUCGGGUGAGAAACCGUACGGGUGCGGAGACUGCGGCAAGGCGUUUCGGCAGAAAGCCAUCCUGAACCAACACGUCCGCACUCACCAAGGCGAGCACUCUCAUUCCUCGUUAAAUAGUAGCGAUUCCUCAAGUUCACCUCCGCCCUCUCAACUUCACAAUAAUUUAAACGCUUUUCUCAAGUCUUCAGCUGAAGCGUUUAGAAUGAAAUACUACCCGAACCUAAGUGAUAGUGCACAAGACGAACAACACUUGACCAACUCUGAAUUUAGAAAUGUUGCUUCGAGAUUACUGCAUAAUAAUCUUAAAGCAAAACACAUAAAUUCCUCUACCCAUAGUUCUUCAUCUAAUAAUGCCAAAACUUCUUUAAACAUGCUGGACAUUCCUUCAAGAUCUUUCCCUAGAGCCAUUGUUAGGACAAACGUUGCCCAUAUCAGAACUGAAGAAGGUCUCCCUAUGAGAGUUGUAACUGAAAAUGAUAAAAAAUAAAUUCUCACCCAUGUUAGGUCAGGCAUGGUAUAUAUGAGAAAUAUCCAAAAUUAGGUACUGUUUUCAGGAUGGCUUGCAAACAAAGUUUCUCUGCAUCCGUAUGAUAAAAUAUUACGCUACCUAUUUUAAUUGCUGUUUACUAAUACACAAUAUUUAACUGCCUAUUGUCACUAUUUCAACGUAUUAACAUUUUUUUCAAUUAAUUAAAUGUUAUAUUUGCUUUUUAAAUUGUGGAGUGAUAUUUUAAACCACGCCUGAUCUUUUUUAAUAAAGAUGUUAAGUUAACUUGAUCAAACAUCCUUAAAAAGUUUUCUUAUUAUUACAAUAAUUGUUUUAUUUUUUUUGUUUUAUUAUUAUUAUUAUUUUUUUUUUUUUUUUUUUUUUUAACAAUUUAAAACACGAAAUUUGUAAUAUUAAAUUUUUCUUGUAAAUAAAAAUUAGAUAUUAAUUAUUUUUUAAAUAAUUAAUAUCCAGUAUUAUUUAGUUUGUCUAUUGAGAUUUAAUUAUUUUGUACGAUAAUAAUUUUAAUUGAAAUACAAUUAAACGUGGAAAAUAUUAACAAUAGGCCUGAAUAUAUUUUAUUUUCAGUUUUUUAUUUUCCUUUUACUAUGAGUAUUAUAAUUAUUAUUUAUUAAUUUUAUUUUACUUUUGUUUUAUUUUUUUUUAUGUUUGUUUUUAUCCUUAUAUAAUGUAUAUAAUAUAUGUAUACUAUAUAUAUAGGUAACAUUCCUUUUGUGUAAUUCCUUUUAAUAUGCUUAGUUUUUAUAUUAAAAGUCCAAUAAAAAAAUGAUAUCCUAAAUAUUAUUCCUGUUUACUAAUGUCGAGCACAAUUGAGAAACAUGUUACAUAAUUUUUGUAUUUGAGUAAUGAGUUUUAAGGUAUUAUUGUGUUGUCUGUCUGGUGGCUUCUAUCUGGUUCGGAGCGGCAUGUUCUUUUGAAUAAGUUACUCUGCCCAUGGAUUAUUGGUGACAACAACCAAGGAGAAAAUGUCGCUCCGCUCAAGGAAGGUGAGAAAAGCUCCAUUCGGCAACACAAGAGUUUUAUGUCUACAAAAGUCAAUUUGUAUAACCAUAUUCAAUAAUAACUUAAUAAAAUUGUUUAAAAAUUAUUAAAUUAUUAAUAGUUUAAAUAUAUUAAAAGUAUACUCAUAACAUUUAGAUUUUUAUUAUAUAUUUUUUUGAUAAAACUAGUAGACAUAAAACUUUUGAAUAUUUUAAGAAGUUAUCAUUGAGUAUAAAUGGUACAAACAACAUACAUUGUUUAUACUUAAGGCUGUUCAUAAAAUUUCCUAUUGAGUGUUAGUUAGUGUUAACCAGUAGUUAUUUUUUCUGUAAACUGCCAACAUUUUAUCGACUAACUAACAAUUAGCGCUAAUAAACUCUUUUAAUAAACAUUUUUAGAACGGCCUUGAAUGAUAAUAAAGACAAAAUAUUGAUGUUAAAUUACGUUUUGUGUUCGACAAUAUCAUCUUAGUCCUUAAAUCGUUAAAUUGAUUAUAUUAUCACUUAAAAAUUUAUUUUAAUAUCCUAUAAAGAAAAAUUAACCCCUUAAUUUGAGAAAGGAACCUAUUUCAUUUAUUAACUUUUGUAAUCCUAUUAUCAAUAUUGUUUAAAACUUUAAAUAUAAAUAUUUUUUAAAAAAAUUAUGAGUUCUUAUAUUUAUGAUUUAUUUAAUUUUUCAGAUGUGGGCCCACAUUUAGUGUACAAAAAUGGACAACUUUGGCCACAAGAUGUGCCAUUACCGCAGUCUAAACUAGGACAAUACGACACAAAUGAUCCAUGUUAUUCUCCAGAAAAUACUCCUCAGUUUCCUGCAUACUUUAAAGAUGCCAAAGGUAAUAAACAUAAGUUACUUUUUAAUUUAUUAUAAAUAAUUAUUAUUAUAAUUUCUCUUCAAGGUGUCGUGCAUGAAAUUUUUGGCCAAGCUGGUAAAAGUCUACCUGAUGUAAUUCAACAUGGACGUAGUGCUGGAAUGCCCCUUUUUGUUCGUUGUCCAAUUUGCAACAAAGAAUUCAAACAAAAGUCUACGUUACUACAACACGGUUGUAUUCAUAUAGAAUCCAGACCAUACCCUUGUGUAGAGUGUGGUAAACGUUUUAGACAACAGUCACAUCUCACCCAACACCUCCGCAUACAUUCAAAUGAAAAACCAUUCACUUGUAUUUAUUGUGGACGGAAUUUUCGACAACGGACUAUACUAAAUCAACAUUUACGUAUACAUACCGGAGAAAAACCGUACAAAUGUUUACAGUGUGGAAAGGAUUUCAGGCAAAAAGCCAUUCUUGACCAACACACGAGAACCCACCAGGGAGAAAGACCAUUUUGCUGCCCAAUGCCUAACUGUCGUCGUCGGUUUGGUACCGAACAGGAGGUCAAGCGUCACAUUGAUAACCAUAUGAAUCCACAUGCCAAUAAACGAAGAACGGAUAGUGUAAAACCUGGAAGGCCACCACACUUAAACACUAUACUCAAUCAACCAUCUGGCAUUGUAAAACCAGAGUUAUAUUUCCCACAGUGUUAUGCAAUGCCUUCACCUUUUGGUAAUCAUCAUCAUCCCCAACAAAGUUUUGUUUCUUCUCCAGCUAAUCAUGUUCCUCCACCUCCUCCUCCUGAGUUUAAAGGCCCACCGACAGUAGUAAACAAUUCGGCAGAUUUCAAGGCUCCACCUACAAAUCUUACAACUGCUACACCAAUUGCAGUUGUUCAAUAA